This is a messenger RNA of Prunus mume (Japanese apricot), 1342 nucleotides long. Its product is annotated as xyloglucan endotransglucosylase/hydrolase protein 31-like. The record is from RefSeq and is a predicted model, not a curated record. NCBI's taxonomy places the organism in Eukaryota, Viridiplantae, Streptophyta, Magnoliopsida, Rosales, Rosaceae. Gene Ontology annotation, cellular component: cell wall; apoplast. Gene Ontology annotation, molecular function: hydrolase activity, hydrolyzing O-glycosyl compounds; xyloglucan:xyloglucosyl transferase activity. Gene Ontology annotation, biological process: cell wall biogenesis; xyloglucan metabolic process.
GCUACCCACCCUCAAUUCUCUGUCCCACCCCUGUUUUCAAAACAGAGUCACUCUGUUUGUGCUGCAUUGCCUUCUCAUUCCCCCUUCUUUUCUUUUUUUUCUCUUCAUGGCUCCUCUUCUCCCUUUAAUUUUCUUCCUCAUGUUCUCUUCAAAUAGUGCUCAGGGUCCCCCCUCACCUGGCUAUAACCCCAGUUCCAAAAUUAGCACAGUAGGGUUUGAUCAGGUUUUUAGAAACCUAUGGGGACCUAAGCAUCAGAAUUUAGACCAGGGUGCAUUAACAAUCUGGCUUGAUUCUAGCUCAGGAAGUGGGUUCAAGUCACUUCAUCCAUAUCGUUCUGGAUAUUUUGGAGCAGCCGUCAAGCUCCAACCAGGUUAUACUGCUGGAGUAAUUACAUCAUUUUAUCUCUCUAACAAUGAAGAACACCCAGGGAACCACGAUGAAAUCGAUAUCGAGUUCCUCGGGACAACCCCCGGGAAGCCCUACACUCUGCAAACCAAUGUGUACAUUAGAGGAAGUGGAGAUGGAAACAUCAUUGGGAGAGAGAAGAAGUUUCAUCUCUGGUUUGAUCCAACACAAGACUUUCAUAACUACGCUAUAGUAUGGAACCCUACUGAGAUCAUAUUCCUGGUGGAUGAUGUGCCCAUAAGAAGGUACCAAAGAAAGAGUGAUGCCACGUUUCCAUUGAGGCCAAUGUGGGCAUAUGGAUCCAUAUGGGAUGCAUCAACAUGGGCCACAGAGGAUGGAAAAUACAAAGCCGACUACAAUUACCAACCUUUUAUUGGAAGGUACAACAAUUUCAAACUAGGUGGGUGCACAGCCGAUGGCCCUACUACAACCUCAUGCCAGCCGCCCUCGGCCUCCCCCUCUGGCGCAACGGGGCUGAGCCAGCAGCAGAACUCAGCCAUGGAGUGGGUGCAGAGGAACUACUUGGUGUAUGACUAUUGCCGGGACCCCAAGAGAGACCAUACACAGACACCUGAGUGUUGAAGAGUCUGGCUUGCACUUCGGUUUCCCAAGUGAUGCAUAUAAUAUUUACACAAGUGAAUUAAUUGUUGUCGUUUAUAGUUAUAAGCAGUUUGUUUGGACUUGAUUGGAGGGCCUUGAGAUGGAUCCCACUUGCUCUAAAUGGGUGCAGCAAGAGGGGUUGUUGAGCGUCCAAGGCCUUUUGGAUUUGGAUUAUUGCAUUUUUUUCGUUUCUUUUUGCAGUGUCAUUUGAUGAUUGCUUUUGUUGUACCAAACAAUGUACGAUUAAUAAAUUUAUGUGAUAGGGCAUGGUUUUAAUAAAUUGUUCUUCGGUUUUUUUAUGCCCCGCAGAGAGAAAUGGGUCCGAUUAUUAUGCCA